This is a messenger RNA of Lontra canadensis (Northern American river otter), 991 nucleotides long. Its product is annotated as WD repeat and HMG-box DNA-binding protein 1-like. The transcript is spliced from 2 exons. The record is from RefSeq and is a predicted model, not a curated record. NCBI's taxonomy places the organism in Eukaryota, Metazoa, Chordata, Mammalia, Carnivora, Mustelidae. The coding region runs from base 63 to 383 and encodes 106 amino acids.
GCAUUUGAAGUAUAAAAUGUUUUUCACAUAAUUGCUAUUUUAGGCCAAAGACUGGGUUCCAGAUGUGGCUGGAAGAAAACAGAAGUAGUAUUUUGUCUGACAAUCCUGACUUUUCAGAUGAAGCAGACAUAAUAAAAGAAGGAAUGAUGCGAUUUAGAGUAUUGUCAGCUGAAGAAAGGAAGGCAUGGGCUUCCAAGGCCAAAGGAGGAACUACAAGUGAUGGAGCUGAAGCAAAGAAGCGAAAACAUGUGGUUGAUGAAAGUUAUGAAACUGAAAAUGAGAAGGAAAAAGCAAAGGAGAAUCUGAAUUUGCCUAAAAAGCAAAAACCUUUAGAUCUUUCAACCAAUCAGAAGCUGUCAGCUUUUGCAUUUAAGCAGGAAUAGAGUUAAAGAAAGUGGGAAAGUGGGUAAUGGAUUUUUUAUUCAUCAUUGAUGAACCUGGACUUUAAAAAAAAAAAAAAAACCUUAGAAAACUCAUUAUAUAUUUUUGAGAGUUUAGUGACAACUAUCUGUCUUCAUAAGAUAAUGUAGUGUUUAUAUUGGUGUAGGUAACAGGGCAUGUGUAAAAACUGUCAUCUCUUUAGAUUGCUCUGUUCCCAAAUGGAGGUACGUUGAGAAACACUGUGAUUAGUCACUGAUGUGAAGCCACUGGCGUGUCCUAAUGGAAGCCAGUUUGAUGUUGUUUCUUACCUUUAAAAUCAUCAAAGCCAAGAUCUUAAAACCUCUGAACAUUGAAGUACCUUCAAGGGGUUUCCUCGUUCGGUUUAUGUCAUGUAGGGAGAAGUACUACAGAAGUCGUCUUCCAGAUUUGUUAUCAUAGACUCUUCUCUAUAUCUAUACUGAACUAGGGACCAUGUUUUUAAUAUGAACCCUAAACAUGUAAAUAAUUUUGUAGAUGAGACUUUUUUCUUUUGUUUGUUUCAGAAAUUUCUUCAUAUAUGGGUUUCAGUUGUCUUUGUAUUGCCUGGUUUUUAAAAAAUAAAUGACUUUCU